Messenger RNA from Eruca vesicaria subsp. sativa (arugula), 1167 nucleotides. NCBI's taxonomy places the organism in Eukaryota, Viridiplantae, Streptophyta, Magnoliopsida, Brassicales, Brassicaceae. The record is from the annotation of a GenBank genome assembly.
AUGCAACUGAAGAGGCUUUGUAGCCAGCCAAUAGUAACUUUACACGAUGGAUUUGUCGGCAAAGCUAAGAUUACGCCUCAACAUCUAUUAGUUAAUAAUAGUUUCGUUCAACGAAUCAGCCAAGUCCACACAACUCUUGAAAGCACUCUCUCGUCUCUCUGUUGCUCACAUUCAUCCAACUCUACAGGUAUGUCUACAUCUGAGAACAAAGUGGAAAUCGUUGACAGAGGCAACAAGGAGGAGAACAAAGUGGAAAUCGUUGACAGAGGCAACAAAGAGGAAGAGAAACAAGAAGAAGAAGGCCAAGGCGGUUUCCUCGGCAAGGUGAAAGGUUUCAUUCACAACAUUGGCGAGAAGAUAGACGGAACCAUUGGCUUCGGCAAACCAACUGCUGACGUCUCAGCCAUCCACAUCCCCAAGAUCAACCUUGAGAGAGCAGACAUUGUCGUAGACGUGCUCGUCAAGAACCCUAAUCCAGUUCCCAUCCCUCUCAUCGAUAUCAACUACCUCAUCGACAGUGAUGGAAGAAAACUCGUCUCUGGACUCAUCCCUGACGCAGGAACCAUCAAGGCACAUGGAGAAGAAACAGUCAAGAUACCAUUGACGUUGAUCUAUGAUGACAUCAACAGCACUUACAACGACAUCAACCCAGGGAUGAUCAUACCUUACAGGAUCAAAGUUGAUCUCAUCGUCGACGUACCUGUCUUAGGGAGGCUAACAUUACCCUUGGAGAAACGUGGAGAGAUCCCAAUACCUAAGAAGCCUGAUGUUGACAUAGAGAAGAUUCAGUUCCAGAAGUUUUCUUUGGAAGAGACCGUGGCGAUUCUCCAUGUGAGGCUUGAGAACUUGAAUGAUUUUGACUUGGGGGUUAAUGAUUUGGACUGUGAGGUUUGGUUGAGUGAUGUGAGUAUUGGGAGAGCUGAGAUAUCGGAUUCUGUUAAGCUUGAUAAGAAUGGGAGUGGGUUGAUUAAUGUGCCGAUCACGUUUAGGCCAAAGGAGUUUGGUUCUGCGCUUUGGGAUAUGAUUCGUGGUAAAGGGACUGGGUAUACUAUUAAAGGUAAUGUGGAUGUUGAUACACCGUUUGGGGGUAUGAAGCUUCCUAUUAUUAAGGAAGGUGGUGAGACUCGUUUGAAGAAGGAAGGGGAUGAUGAUGAUGAUGAGGAGUAA